CCAACUCUUGUGUCUGCCUGUGAGCUUCUUCUUCUUCCACCUCUCACACACACACACACACACACACACACACUCACACACUCAGCAGCCUGUCUCUGCACUGAGGACACCCUGGGGUGUGUGUGAGAGAGACAGAGUGUGUCCAACUGUUUGUGCUGGAUCUUUAAUCCCCUUUUCAUCCCAAAGAGUGAGUCUCAGUCCGCCUGUAACCUCAUCACACAGGGGAAGAAAACAUGACGGACGCAGCGACCAACAUGCGGCUGAAGCUGCCGAUCACCUGCUUCAUCCUGGAGAUCAUCCUCAUCAUCCUCUUCGGCGCUCUGGUGCAGUACGACAACGAGACGGACGCCCGGGAAUGGCACCACAUGAACCACUCUGACUACGACAACGACUUCUACUACCGAUACCCAAGUUUCCAGGAUGUGCACGUGAUGAUCUUCAUCGGCUUCGGCUUCCUCAUGACCUUCCUGCAGCGCUACGGCUUCAGCAGCGUGGGCUUCAACUUCCUGAUCGCAGCGUUCGCCCUGCAGUGGGCCACGCUCAUGCAGGGCUUCUUCCACGGUAUGCACGGAGGCAAGAUCCACAUUGGGGUGGAGAGUAUGAUCAACGCUGAUUUCUGCACCGGCUCUGUGCUCAUUUCAUUUGGAGCCGUUUUGGGUAAAACCAGCCCGGUGCAGCUGCUGAUUAUGGCGAUGUUCGAGGUCACACUGUUUGCUGUCAAUGAGUUCAUCCUGCUGUCGCUUUUAGGGGCCAAGGACGCCGGCGGCUCCAUGACCAUCCACACGUUCGGAGCCUACUUCGGCCUCAUGGUGACCCGAAUCCUGUACCGACCCAACCUGGAUAAGAGCAAACACAGGAACAGCUCAGUCUACCACUCGGACAUGUUUGCCAUGAUCGGUACCAUCUACCUGUGGAUGUUCUGGCCGAGCUUCAACUCUGCCAUCACAGCUCACGGAGACGACCAGCACCGCACCGCCAUGAACACCUACUACUCCCUGGCAGCCUGCACUGUGGCCACCUACGGCAUGUCUGCUCUCACAGCCCACGACGGGAAGCUGGACAUGGUUCACAUCCAGAACGCCGCGCUGGCCGGAGGAGUCGCCGCGGGAACAGCUGGUGAAAUGAUGCUGACGCCGUACGGAUCCAUGAUCGUCGGUUUCUUGGCCGGCGUCAUCUCUGUUCUGGGCUUCAAGUUCCUCUCACCCAUCCUGGAGGACAAACUGAAGAUCCAGGACACCUGCGGCGUCCACAACCUGCACGGCAUGCCCGGCGUCCUGGGCGCCAUCGUGGGAGCAGUGACUGCUGCCGUGGCAACCACAGACGUUUACGGAAAAGGUAUGGUGGAUGUAUUCCCUGAUGUGGCGAGCGGAGACAUUCAAGCAUCUUACCAGGGCGUUCGUCAGGCCAUUUCCCUCGCCGUCACCCUUGGCAUCGCCCUCGUGGGAGGCCUCAUUGUCGGGUUCAUUCUGAAGCUUCCUGUCUUCGGUGCUCCUCCUGACACCAUCUGCUUUGAGGACAGCAUCUACUGGGAGGUGCCCGGAGACGAGGAGGGACACGGGGACCAGCUGACGGCUGUGAGGACGCCGGAGACUGAGAAGCUCAACAGUUAGACACACACACUGACACAAUCACACAAACACGCACACUCUGAGGUUUUAACAUCCCAGCACUUGAGUCUUGCACCCUCUAGGUUGUGAAAAAUACAAACAUACCUGCAUUGUGUUCAUGCCAGCUGCAAAAAUAUCUGUUUUUAUAUGUAAAAACGUUUAAAAAAUCAUUUUUUUUAAUCUGCAGAAAUAAAAAAUAAAGCCUCAAAGUAACCACUUAGACAGAGCGUGCACUAGAGGUUGAUCUCGAGCUGUGGGAGUCUGCUCCCGGCCUGUGAGGAGUCUGAAUUAGGAAACAAGGUGUCGAAUGAAAGAUGCUGUUUAAUUGUCACCUAAACUCGUCCAAGACACGCUUACAGAAUUUAAUUUCAGCAGCUGCUUCAAACCAAAGACAAACAGACUCAAACCUCUGUUCAACAGGAACACUGAGUCAAAUAUAACAUUUAAAAAUGAGUUACAUUUUCACAAUAAACCAGUUUUCUGUAUACUAAAUAAUGGAUUUUCAUGCAAAACAAUGCAGAAGCAUAUUGAUGGUUUUUUUUUAUAUAUGUGUGUGUAUUAUCUCCUAAUACUUUAGGUUUGGGAUUUUCUGUGAUUUUAUUUUCAUAUUAAACUGCUUAGGUAGAACAGAAAUAUCACGUUGGUUCAGUCAUGUACUUUUAUAUCGAUCGUAUGUCGGACCUUUAAAGAUCUUUAGAUUGGCCCUAAAUCUGUUUGCAACCACUUUAUGUGAGUUAUAAGUAUUUUUGGAUUAGUUUUUGGCAAAAAUAAAUUGUUAAAAUGU
This is a messenger RNA of Plectropomus leopardus (leopard coralgrouper), 2391 nucleotides long. It is a transcript of the gene rhbg, whose product is annotated as Rh family B glycoprotein. Gene Ontology annotation, biological process: ammonium homeostasis; ammonium transmembrane transport. The record is from RefSeq and is a predicted model, not a curated record. Gene Ontology annotation, molecular function: ammonium channel activity. Gene Ontology annotation, cellular component: plasma membrane. NCBI's taxonomy places the organism in Eukaryota, Metazoa, Chordata, Actinopteri, Perciformes, Serranidae.